GGAACGUGCAGAUGCGGGGGCACUGGACCCUUUAGUUAAAGCUGUUCUGCUUGGCACCCCGAGAGGGAGGGAUGACACAUUCCGGACUCCAACAGAAUCCAGAGAAAAUUCCGACCGCCAAACCCAAGGUCUUCAAAAGAGAUUGGUCGUGAUGAGGACCCGUAGGGAUUCAAUGUGCUUUGGCUCCGGGAUUAGGGGCGGUGCCAAGGUUCCGCGGGGCGGAAGCCGGGAAACUGGACGCUGGGGGCGGAGCCGAAGAAUGACACUGACGGGAGCGCCGAUUGGGCGUGGCUGGGGCCGAUCUCUCCGCCCUCUUGGAUAAAGGCUAACGGUUUCCGGUAGCGGUGUCCGGGAGAGCAGGGGGAGUCUGUGUCUUACAAUCCUCGGCCCCCCGCCCUGAGACUCCGCACCCCUGUAGCAAGGCCAAGAUGAUGGGCCGUGGGGAGUCAGAGCUGGAGUCGGCGGAAGAGGCCGUGGCGGCCCCGGGGCCGCCCCCCGAGCCUCGAGCCUUGGAGCCCCGAGCCCCAGUGCCCGAGCCCGGCCUGGACCUGAGCCUGAGCCCGCUCCCCGCGAGCCCCGAGCCUCCCUGCUGCAGCCCGGGGCGGCGGAAGGGGCGGGCGAACCGGCGGGGCGGGGCCCGGAAAGGGAGGCAGGUCCGAUUCCGCCUGGCGCCGACAUCGACCUCGCCCAGCCGGCCCGAGCCGCUGCCGGCGGCUGCCGUACCGAGUGAGAAGCCCUCGGCGCCGCAGGAGCUGGAGGCGCCCGCGCUUCAGAGUACGCUGGCCUUGGGCCUCGAGCUGCAGGCCGCGCGGGCCGCUGCGGAGGGCCACUUCGACGCCGCGAAGGCCGUGGAGGAACAGCUGAGAAAGUCGUUCCAGACCCGCUGCGGCCUGGAGGAGAGCCUAGCCGAGGGGCUGAACGUGCCGCGUUCCAGGCGGCUCUUCCGGGACCUGGUGAGCCUGCAGGUGCCCGAGGAACAGGUUCUGAGCGCGGCGCUGAGGGAGAAACUGGCGGUCCUGCCACCGCAGCCCCGAGCCCCGCCCCCAAAGGAGCCACCUGGGGCAGGGCCAGACAUGACCAUCCUCUGCGACCCUGAAACAUUAUUUUACGAAUCUCCACACCUGACCCUGGAAGGCUUGCCUCCUCUCCGGCUUCAGCUCCGGCCCCGGCCUUCAGAGGAUACUUUCCUCAUGCAUCGGACACUGAGGCGAUGGGAAGUUUAGGCCUGGAAGAUCCCUGAAUGCCAAGUUCAUAUUUUUGUGUUAAAACUUGUUUUUUCCCCAGAAUAAAGUCGUUUUGCUAACAAAUGAA
Molecule: messenger RNA, 1311 nt
Organism: Loxodonta africana (African savanna elephant)
Lineage: Eukaryota; Metazoa; Chordata; Mammalia; Proboscidea; Elephantidae
Gene: PPP1R35
Product: protein phosphatase 1 regulatory subunit 35
Exons: 4
Coding region: 429-1223 (264 amino acids)
Biological process (GO): negative regulation of phosphatase activity; positive regulation of centriole elongation; positive regulation of cilium assembly
Cellular component (GO): centriole
Molecular function (GO): phosphatase binding
Source: RefSeq, a predicted model, not a curated record